This is a messenger RNA of Macroventuria anomochaeta, 649 nucleotides long. RefSeq lists its product as uncharacterized. The transcript has a single exon. NCBI's taxonomy places the organism in Eukaryota, Fungi, Ascomycota, Dothideomycetes, Pleosporales, Didymellaceae. The coding region runs from base 29 to 577 and encodes 182 amino acids. The record is from RefSeq and is a predicted model, not a curated record. Gene Ontology annotation, molecular function: FAD binding; monooxygenase activity.
CUUCUACUGUCUGCUCAUGCACCCAGCAAUGGAGACGAACAGGGACGCGAUUGGCAAGUGGAGUGUCGAGGGUUCAAGAGCGGAAUUACAGAAGUUGACGGAGAACUUUCAUCCGGUUGUGAAGAAGCUCUGCGAGCUCGCAGUGACACCGUUGCUUUGGACGAUUUGCUGCAGGGAGCCAUUAGCAUCGUGUGUCAAAGGAAGAGCUGUUGCAAUCGGAGAUGCUUGCCACCCACACCUGCCACACCAUGGACAGGGAGCAGCAGCAGCAGCUGAGGAUGCAGCUUCUCUUGGUGUAUUCCUGUCUGGAGUUCAGCAGCCUGUCACACCGAGCGGUGUGCCCGCAGUCCUCAGGCGAUGGGAGUCGUUCAGAUUACCGCGGGUUAAGGCGAUUCAACUGAUCACCAUUACCUUUCCCAUGCCGAUUGAGGAGCUGGAGUCUAAGAUACGGGCAUUGGGAUAUCAUGGUGUCUUGCCACAAAAUGUGGAUAGUCAUGAGAAGAUGAUAACUCGGUGGCUCUUUGGGUAUGAUGUUGAGGCAGAGGCGGCUAAGUAUUGCGAGGUUUUCCAGGUCUAGUCGAUCGAGGUCGUAGAAAUUUCAGAUUCGCAUAUCUUUUGCUCGAAGUAGGUGCUGCAUUCGGCAAGAAAG